Molecule: messenger RNA, 381 nt
Organism: Botrytis fragariae
Lineage: Eukaryota; Fungi; Ascomycota; Leotiomycetes; Helotiales; Sclerotiniaceae
Exons: 1
Coding region: 1-381 (126 amino acids)
Source: RefSeq, a predicted model, not a curated record
AUGUUAAUCUUACAGACCCUUUAUCAGAAGAAAUAUGGUGCCCCGCCGACUCCUAUAGCCAUUAUCAUCGGCUCACAUCGCAGCGGACUCAUCCCAAUAUCUGCAUACAACCUUACCAAUCCGUCUGCCAAUGCCUCCCGUGAAGAAAGAACAGCGUAUCAACAAUCCAGGUUACGUGGAUACAAAUCGCAACUUCUACUUGAUCUUGACGUUUUCUCAUUGAAAUCAUUAACCAUUCCAGACGAUUCGAGUCUAACCAAUCCAACAAUGCAAAGAAGCAGAUGGGUUGAAUCAAGUGACCUAGUACUUCCAAUAAGUAGCUCAGAGAAAGAAGGAAUUUCAUGGACGGCGCAAAACCCUCUCAUUUGGGAGCAUCUUUAA